Symbiodinium pilosum is the source of this 360-nucleotide messenger RNA. Lineage: Eukaryota; Dinophyceae; Suessiales; Symbiodiniaceae. The record is from the annotation of a GenBank genome assembly.
GCCGCGACGAAGACCGUCGUGCACGCCCCGAGGCAGACCUACCUCCAGGGCCCCGACUUUGCGGUGCCUUUGGACCAGGGCGUGGAGCGGCUCUUUGCUCCGGAGGUCUUCCAGCUCCUUCAAGCCCAGAAGUGCAUUUUGCUGGAUGUGCGCGAUGCUGACCGCGACGUCGGCUUCAUCGAGGGCUCCAACCACGAGCCAACAAGCUUCCAAAACCCGCUUCUGAAGAGGGUGCCGGAGCUCGUGGAGAAGUAUCGCCAGGAGAAGCUGGUGAUCUUCCACUGCCAGUACUCGCUGCACCGGGGGCCCCAGUGCGCCAACUGGUACCGCGCACGGGCCGACGCCAAGCAGCACCCAUAA